Molecule: messenger RNA, 523 nt
Organism: Tauraco erythrolophus (red-crested turaco)
Lineage: Eukaryota; Metazoa; Chordata; Aves; Musophagiformes; Musophagidae
Source: RefSeq, a predicted model, not a curated record
GCUGCAUGGUAUAUGAAAAGCUGGGUGAGCAGGUCUUCGGUACCCCAGGGAAAAUGAUUGUCUUUGGAUCUACAUCUCUCCAGAACGUUGGAGCAAUGUUGAGCUAUCUCUUCAUAGUCAAAAAUGAGCUGCCUUCUGCCAUAAAGUUUCUAAUGGGAAGAGAAGAAUCUUUUACGGCAUGGUACGUGGAUGGACGCGUUCUUGUUGUCAUGGUGACGUUUGGUAUAAUCCUCCCUUUAUGUCUCCUUAAGAACUUAGGAUAUCUUGGCUAUACCAGUGGAUUUUCAUUAAGCUGUAUGGUAUUUUUCCUGAUAGUGGUUAUUUACAAGAAGUUUCAAAUUCCCUGUGACGGAUCGCAGCUAAAUGCAACAUCAUCUAUCCUAUCAAAUAGCUCAGCACAUGAACAUAUGUGUAAGCCAAAGUAUGUUAUCUUUAAUUCCAAGACCGUGUACGCUUUGCCUACCAUUGCCUUUGCGUUUGUCUGCCACCCGUCAGUCCUCCCGAUUUACAGCGAACUUAAAGA